AAUGUUAUUUUGAAUCAGUAUUUUUCUCAUUAACUAUAAACUAUGACAUAUUUUGACAAGAAUUUUGAUUUAGCAAAAUUUCUUCAAUUUGUACAAGUUUAUAUCAAUGAUCGUAAACAUAAAAAAUUCAUCAUAUCAGAAGUUUCAAAAAUUUUUAUACGCCAUCUGCGUUAGCGGCGCCACCAAUGCGGCGCCACAUCCCUACUAUACGUGGCUCUUAUGUGGAAGAGGUUACUGUAUUGUCAUCAUCAAUUUGUGACGGACACAAAAUUCAAAAGCAUCGAGUUGUUUCUUGUAUAUGUGGUUUUAAAUGUAACAACGAUUUUUAUAAUCAAUUAAUAACAAUAAUUCGAUGUAUUGAACGAAUGUUUCGUCUUGAAUACAAAAACCUUCGUUGUUACUCUUUGUGGCGCCACCGAGUUGCUUUGUGCAAGUAUCUUGUGGUCUAGUGUGGCGCGGUAAUGUUACUUAUAAGGAACACAUAGAUACAACAUGGAAGAUAUCAAUAAUAUAAAUACUGAAGAUUUUAUUUCGGAAAUUGAAUUACGUCCAGCUAUUUGGGAAUUAUCCAGUGAUGAUUAUACAAAUAAAAUUACCAAGAAGAACGCUUGGGAAGAAGUUAUUAGAAAAUUCUGUCCAGAAUUUGAAAGAAAGUCUAAUGCAGAAAAAAAUAAUAUUGCCUUACGUUUCCAAAGAAAAUGGAAGAGUUUGCGAGACUGUUAUUCUAGAGAAUUAUUAAAAAUGAAAAAGGAAAAAUCAGGUUCGGGGACCCCUGCUAAUCGAAAGCAGUAUAUGUAUUAUAACAAAUUGAGCUUUUUACAAACUGUUGUAAAACCGAUGUCAGGCGUAAUAGAAAAUGUAGAUAAUAUGACGAUGUUGGUGAAGAAAGAACCAGAAAGGCAAGGAGAAAUGGAAGCUAGUCUAAAAUCACGUUCUCGAAAUAAGAGAAAUAUAUCUGAUAUGAAACAGUUGGAGGAAGAUAAGCUUUUCGUAAGCGUAGCUGAAAAAUUAAUAAGAGGAAAGAGUCAAGAAACUAUGGAAAAGGAUGAGGACACAUUAUUUGUGUUGUCGUUAGUACCUGAGUUAAAAAAGAUUCCAGAUGAUAUCAAGCUCGAUGUUAAAUGUGAACUAUUAAAUGUUUUUAAGAAAGCUAGAUUAAGUCAAAGCUUUCCCUCUUCUGCGUCAUCACCCUCAACGUGUUCGAUUCCUUCUUUAAAUUUUCCAUUUACUAAUCAAUGCCAAUUUACGCAAGGCUAUAAACAAAAUAAUCAAUCCAAUGUAAAUAGAUCCACUACUCAUACACAAACAGCAACAUAUUCGUAUCCGCAAACGCAAAGUCCACUUUCAUCUUCGGUACACACAACGCCUUCUCCAACAUCAUCACAACUUUCACAUUCUUCGCAAAAUUCAUAUAUUGAUUUUACCGAUAACAUGUAGUUCAAUAUAAAUAUCCAAGAUUUAUGUAUAAUUAUAUUUUAUAUCUUACAAUUGGAAGGAGUAAUUUUGAAUUUUAAGAGAAAUAAAAUCUUCUAAACUCUAAA
This is a messenger RNA of Vespula pensylvanica (western yellowjacket), 1541 nucleotides long. RefSeq lists its product as uncharacterized. The transcript has 2 exons. Gene Ontology annotation, biological process: regulation of transcription by RNA polymerase II. Bases 493 to 1437 code for a protein of 314 amino acids. Gene Ontology annotation, cellular component: nucleus; transcription regulator complex. The record is from RefSeq and is a predicted model, not a curated record. Gene Ontology annotation, molecular function: DNA binding. Lineage: Eukaryota; Metazoa; Arthropoda; Insecta; Hymenoptera; Vespidae.